GCUCCCCUGCUCUCUGGACUGAACCAGAGUACCAGAACAACCAAAACCAGAGAACCAGACUACCAGGACUACCAGGACUGUGGUGCAUACAUGUCUACUCUAGCUAAAGCCAUGUCCAAGUUCCGGCUGGCUGUGGUCCAGCUGCAGGUGACCAGCGUGAAGGCGGACAACCUGAGCAGAGCCCGGAGGCUGGUGAAGGAGGCGGCGGGACAGGGGAGCCAAGUGGUGCUGCUGCCGGAGUGCUUCAACUCUCCGUACGGGACCAGCUUCUUCUCUCAGUACGCCGAGAGGAUCCCAGGAGAGUCCACUCAGGUUCUGUCAGAGGCAGCGAGGGAGAACCAGGUCUACCUAGUGGGAGGAUCCAUCCCUGAGGAGGACGGAGGGAAGGUGUAUAACAGCUGUACGGUGUUCGGACCUGAUGGGGAGCUCAUUCUCAAACACAGGAAGAUUCACCUCUUCGACAUCGACGUUCCAGGAAAGAUCCGCUUCCAGGAGUCGGAGAUUCUGAGUCCAGGAGACAGUUUGUCCAUGUUCGAGACACCGUUCUGUAAAGUAGGCGUGGGGAUCUGCUACGACUUGAGGUUUGCGGAGCUCGCUCAGCUCUACAGCAGGAAAGGAUGCCAGCUGCUGGUCUACCCCGGAGCCUUCAACAUGACCACCGGACCGGCUCACUGGGAGCUCCUUCAGAGGGGCAGGGCGCUUGAUAACCAGGUAUACGUGGCCACGGCGUCUCCAGCCAGAGAUGAAGCGUCUUCGUACAUCGCCUGGGGUCACAGCACUGUUGUUAACCCAUGGGGGGAAGUCAUCUCAAAGGCCGGACCGGAGGAGGCGGUUAUUUACUCCGACAUUGACCUGCAGUAUUUAGCCGACAUCCGGCAGCAGAUCCCGAUCACGACUCAGCGGCGUGACGACCUCUACACGGUGACGACUGUGCCGGGAGGAGCGAGCUGAACGCCGUCACCUCGAGGAAAGAAGGCGCGAAGGUGCAACGAGGGUUGACCCCUCUGAGUCUAAUGUUUUGGUCCUAAUCGACGGAGGUUUCUUUAGUUGAUUAGUCGUUUUUGAUGCUGAAUGAAUUAUUUCUAAGAACCUUCUGAGCUCAUCUCUGGUAAACACCAGAUCUAAAGUGGUGCUUUUGUGUGAUUCUUUGUCUUUUUAAAUUAACUAAUUGAUUAGUUGACAAAAUCAUAUGUGUGUUUUGGUAAAAACAUUUGUUUUUUUCGGAAAUUUUUCAGACAUUUGUCGGACAUUUAAAAAAAAAAAAACGUUUUUUUGACUAUUUUUCGGAUAUUUUUAUUCCAUUUUUCAGACAGGUCUCUGUACAGAUAUGAUGUACUAUCGUAGUUCUGGGUGACAACAGACACAUACAAGCUCUAUUUAUCCUCCAUGUUAUGAUUCAACAACAUCAGGACAAAUUUGCAUCUAUUUGCCUCUUUGCAUCGACUCUGUAUGUAAUCGUGCUGAGAGCAAAGUUCACUUCCCUCUCAAUGUGAAUACACCGUUUCUUUUGUGGAGUCGGCCGUAGCACCGACACAAACUAUGCAACAGAUCUCUGCUGCGAACACCGUCUCCCUCUGAAGCUCCAGACUUCAUCGUCUUAACUGUGGAAACAAGAGAAACAGUCGGGUUGGUGACGGUGUCUUCUUAUUAAAGAUGGAACUGUGGUUUGUUUUGUGUGACGUCUGGAGCUGAAAUGAUUAGUUGAUCAAUAGAAAUUGAUGAUUGGUCAUCAGUUAAUCAUCAAGUAAAGAUAAAUGUGCAAUAAUAAUAAUACAGUAUUACUGGAAACUGAACCUUCUUGAUGAAUGCACCAGUAAAAAAUAAGAAAUACAACAGAUUGUACUGAUUGUGGCACCAGAGAGGUUUCUAAUGUAAAUUGUCAUAUUUUCUGUCAUGAUUGAAAAAUCUGUAAAAAAUGUAAAUAAAACGUCUCCAGGCGGA
Sebastes umbrosus (honeycomb rockfish) is the source of this 1941-nucleotide messenger RNA. RefSeq names its product nitrilase family, member 2 (gene nit2). The transcript is spliced from 11 exons. Bases 91 to 951 code for a protein of 286 amino acids. Gene Ontology annotation, cellular component: mitochondrion. NCBI's taxonomy places the organism in Eukaryota, Metazoa, Chordata, Actinopteri, Perciformes, Sebastidae. The record is from RefSeq and is a predicted model, not a curated record. Gene Ontology annotation, molecular function: omega-amidase activity. Gene Ontology annotation, biological process: oxaloacetate metabolic process; L-glutamine metabolic process.